AACACUUGUUUUUGAACGAAUACAACUGUCAUUCUGACAUAGAGGAACAAGGAUGCAACAUGCUAGAUGAAAAAUACACACAAUGCGAAAAGCGUCACCAUUGCCAGAGUUUGCCAAAGAUUAUACUGUCUGUGGCUCUUAAUCAUGCUGAAUGGAAAAUUGCGAAGUGCGAACUCGUCGUUCGUCUGUAGUGAAGUGCAGUGUUGAACGGAACGUAUUCGUUGAGGGUUGUAUUACUUUGUCGAAGUAAUGUUAUGACGUGCAGUUACUGUCUUUGUUUCCAAACGUUUUAUUUUAAAUUAAAUUGUUUUACAAUGAUGUGAUAGUUGCAAUCAAUCGUGAAAAUCAGUCGUAUUGCGACAUGAUUCUUCCCAAAGUAUGAUCGUGCCAAGAGGAGUUAUUAGCGUAGUUUGUAUUUCGUAUUGGUUAAGUUAUGUGAAUUUAGUGCCAACAAUGAGAUAGUGGAGUGUUGUGAUGUGGUUAUGGGACAUGUGGGGGGUGUUAUGGGCCGUUGGGCACCUGGUGUCCGUGGUGGCGACACCGCUGGAGCCCGCGCCGCCGUCUCCACAAGGGCUGUCACUGACACCUUUCGUGCGUCACUGGAGACCAGCGCACUACGAGCCGGUACUACCAAGCUGUCACCGGAGACGCCGCUACGCCCCGGAGCCAACAACGCCACCGUCCCCGCAGCCGCUGACACUGUCCUUCCACGCUCACAACAGAGAGUUUAAAUUGGUGCUGAGGCCAGAUCCGUCAUCAGUAUUCGCCGACGGUGUCCAGUUUCAUAGCUCGUCAGGCGAGGUGGAUUACAACACGGCGCUGGUCUAUUCGGGAAAACUCGAAGGCGAUGAUUCUUCUCACGUCUACGGUAUCAUUACGUCCGACGGUCUCUUCGACGGCACCAUUUGGACUCCAACGGAAGAGUAUUACGUGGAGCCGCUGUCUCGGUACAAUGUAGACCAUCCAUCCAUGCAUAGUGUAAUUUAUAGAAAGUCUGACGUCCAGCACCCUCAUGAAAACAACGAAGGCACGCCCUGCGCUUCGCAUCUCCUUCACGUGAAACGAACACUCGGGAACAAUGCUGAACUCUUCAAUUUCACUGAACAUCGAACAUCGAAAGACGCAACUAGCAAUGACACUACUGAGGAUUUACGUAGCGAAAUUCACAGGCGUAAGAAACGUUGGCUUCCUGAAGACGAAAUGCAAGAUGAUCAGCCAAAGAAAAAUCCCGAAUUACCAUUAGACUUAGACUUUCCUUACACCAGCAACGGCGACCCGUUCGAUAGCAAGCUAAGCACGAGGAAACCGAAAACCAAAAUUGACAAGAGCAACCUAAUAACCAAGGUGCGACUCGAUUCCGAAGAGUCGAGACCGAAACCAAAGACCCACGUCGAAGUGAUCAAAUCGAAGCCCGGCGUCGGGGUGAUCAGCAAGGACAUCGUUAAGAAGGAGCCGGUCGUGUACUCGGUGCUGACGGCGAACGCCAGCGACGACGGGCGACACGUUAACAAACGGGCCACCGUCGACCCGAAGAAAACCACGUGUCUGGUAUACCUGCAGGCCGAUCACAUGUUCUAUCAACGGUAUGGCUCUGAGGAGGCCUGCAUUGAGGUCAUGACCAGACACGUGCAGAAAGUCAACGCAAUAUAUAAAGUGACGGAUUUCAAUCUGGACGGAAAACCUGAUAACAUAACCUUCAUGAUCAAAAGGAUAAAGGUCCACACUCUGGACGCUCUAAAAGACCCGGCUUAUAGGUUCCCUAACAAUUACGGCGUGGAAAAAUACUUGGAGCUUUUUUCGGAGGAGGAUUACGACGCAUUCUGUUUGGCGUACAUGUUUACGUAUCGCGACUUCGAGAUGGGCACGCUCGGCCUGGCUUGGACGGGCGAUCUGAAGAAUGCAGGCGGCGUCUGCGAAAAGAACGGGCACUAUCGAGGCAGCAUGAAGUCAUUGAACACAGGCAUCGUGACGUUACUGAACUACGGGAAGCACGUGCCUCCUGCCGUGUCGCACGUCACACUGGCGCAUGAAAUCGGACAUAACUUUGGCUCGCCGCAUGACCCAGAAAUGUGCACACCAUUCGGCGAAGACGGCAACUAUAUAAUGUUCGCAAGGGCGACUAGCGGCGACAGAAAGAACAACAAUAAGUUCUCCCCAUGUUCGCUGAAGUCCAUUGAUCCAGUCUUAAAUAACAAGGCCAGAUCACCUAAGGGAUGCUUUACAGAGCCGCAGCCCGCCAUCUGCGGUAACGGCGUGGUGGAGGAGGGCGAGGAGUGCGACUGCGGCUGGGCCUCCGAGUGUACGGACGUAUGCUGCCGCCCGCAAGCCGCGCGCCCUCUCUACAAACCCUGCACAUUGACCGAGCACAGCGUUUGCAGUCCCAGUCAAGGUCCUUGUUGCACGGCUUCGUGCACGCUGAAGUUCGGCGACAAGUGUCGGUCGGACAACGGAUGUCGCGACGCCGCGCACUGCGACGGCAAGCGUGCCGCGUGUCCCUCCAGCAGACACAAACCGAACAGGACGAGAUGCGACAAAGAACUCGUCUGUUACAUGGGAGAGUGCACCGGCUCAAUAUGCCUGGCAUACGGUCUGGAAUCGUGUCAGUGCUCCCCUCGAAGCGACGACCCUCGGUCCGCUUGCGAGCUGUGCUGCCGCAAGCCUGGCGGGCAGUGCCUGUCCUCCUUCCACUGGAACACCGCCCCGUACGACGUGCCCGACAUGUACGCCAAGCCCGGCACGCCUUGCAAUGACUACAAUGGAUACUGCGAUGUAUUCCAAAAGUGUCGUGAAGUGGACCCCUCUGGUCCGCUGGCGACUCUCCGAAAGCUGCUGUUGUCGGACGAGAGUAUCGCCGGCUUCAAGCGGUGGAUGCUGCGUCACUGGUACGCGGUGCUGCUCAUCCUGCUGGCCGUCAUCGCGUUACUGGUCGCGAGCACCCGUUUCUUCGGUCGUCACGGCAAGAAGCUGAAGUCGGUGACGAUCAUCCACUCGUCUACAACGGAAACCGUUCGACUGCCUGAUGCUGCCGAUCAAGGAUUAAUAGUUCAUACUGCUAUCAGGUCAAAAGUGCCAUUAAAGAAGAAGGUAGCUCUCAGGACCAGAGCGUACCGCAACAAGAAGGAUCUCAAAAACAAACAAGGCGACAAGGCACCGCUCUCAGACGGAGCCAAGAAGAGGAAGCCAACAAGUCAAGUCAAACACGAGGAACCGCAGAAAGUGAUCAAGGAGACAACGGCGAUCGUAACCAGCCCAGAGGGGAAGUCCCCCAAACACGUAAUCCUGUCGAAACAUAAAAACAAGGUUAAGAAACGGAAAAUGAAACUGAAGAAGGAGACCAUAGACUACAGCUCCAUGCAGAAGCAUUCCGCCUCGCCCACGAAAGACUCGGAGGCCCUGAGCAAAGUCCAGAAGUGGCUGUUGAGCUCGCCGCAGCCGACUGUCAUACCAAAGUCCAAGUCCAUCCCCCUGGGCCUCACGGAGCGGUCGCACAGGCCCACCUCGAAGGGUCCUCGGAAAACGAGACCGUCGAAGAGCGCCACCAACUUGUUGAGCGGAGAAAAGGCGAGACUCCAAGUCGUAUUCAAACCGCCGUUCCGGUUCAGCGUUAAGAUAUGCAAGAGCGACAAGACCAAAGUGGUUCUAGACAAGUCGUCCAAACCCGACAUCGAGAGGAAACGCCACGAGGCCGCCGCCCAACACCCCCCCGCGGAUCCCAAACUCAACACAUUCAGUAGAACGAAACCUCAUAAUGCCGCUCGACUUGAAAAUACUCCUUCAAACGCUUCGACCGGAGAAAAGACACAGCACCAAGAUAAAGGCAGUCACGGAUACGAAAACUUGUUGCCCAGGAGCGCCAGUGAUUGCAAACUCACCAAACAGAUGUCCGACGUCAAUCUCAGACACAAGAAGAGCAACUCGGUCGGCCAGAGGAAGGGGACCACCGAGAGCAAACAGAACCUCAUCUGUCACGAAGACAACGACAGCGCGCACCUUUACGAGAACGUGACGUCACCGGAGACGCUCGCGCCGAAGAGCUGCAGCAUGCCGCGGCGACAGCACGGCACCGCCAUCGCGCGCCAGAGCAGCUACGGGCACCUGCCGCGCGCGCAGCCCCGCCCGCACCGCCGCAGCGCCACCAGCCUCGCCGCCGCCGAACCCGACCUCGACCACUUCUACAGCGUCAUCGCGUCGCUGCGCCGGGACGGACGCGCACACACCAACACCGCCAGCUCCUCCGCCUCCAACAGGACCAACACAAACAGACCGGCCGGAAGGAGCUCACGACAGAACAGUUCAGUGGAAGCACCGACGCGAUCCAAUCCUGCUUCGCCCUCGAAGCUGAAGAGGCAAGCUAGCGAAGCGGAAAUCACGAAGCAGCAAUGUGACGGUGGCGUGAGAGGCUUCCAGCUAGUCGUGGGGAAGGAGAAGCUGAAACGGCAGAUGAGUGAUAACGAACUGUGCAAGUCUCGAGUGCAGCUAGCGAUGCCAAUGUCUGCGGGCGCCGAGCCGCGCCAGCCGUUCUGUUGGAACAAGCGCGCCAGUCUCGACUGCGAGGCCUCCCUGCCCGGCGCCGCGCGGCCCGCGGGCUCCAGGCUCGCUAACAAGCGCACCUACACGUUCGGCGAACUCAAGAACUCUGUCCCCAACGCGACCUCGCCCCCUCCUGAUGACGUCCACAUCUCCCCCGAAGACUUCUUGAAGAUAAUCGAUAACUAGCACAUUCCGAGCGAACUCGUAAGCGUAAACAUAGUCUUAUAAUUUUUAUAUUUAAAAAAAAAUGAACAAAUUAAUUAUUAAUAUUGUAAAUUAGUAAUAAUCUAAUAACGAGAUGUAACUAUUAUCGGCUGAUGUAAAUAUUGUAAUUUGCUUUUUAACUUAAGGUCCUAUUAUAAAUAUAGCCCGCCACUGAAACAGAUCAUUGAUCGGCGGAGGGCCCCGCGCCCGUUCUCAUCACUACCCCUAGUUCUUAUUUGGUUGACGAACAACUAAAUUAAUUUUAAUUAAUAAAUAAUUGCAUUAUUAUUAUUAUUGUGUUCGAAGCACAGCCAAGCCGGCAAUGGUCUAGUUUCACUGAACGAUCUCUUGUAAAAUGAAUCUCUAUUUUUUCUACAUGCUAUGUAUUGUACAAAUUUACUCUGGACUUAUAUUGAAAGUGUUCAUCGUAGAUUUAUUUUGAAUUGAACAUUUUUGAAUGAAAUUCUGUUCGUUGGUUUUUUUUUUAAGACUUGUCAAUUAUUGAGUCAAUAUGAUUGCGUGUUGUUUUGACAAAGGAAAUAAAACACCAAGCUAUGCUGUUUCACACAAGCAGCCCUGAUCAAUUAUGACCGCGUGUAGUAGGUUUUUGUCAAAGAAAUUAUAGUUUGUCUAACAAAACUGACUGACUUUACAUUUACUACGUCAUAUAUAUAAUUGUGAUUGUUUCAACAUUGGUUGUGAACGUUUAUUUAUUUAUGUUUAACUAUCUGAUGGAAUCCUGUGGACGGAAAAACAAGAAGAAGUAAUAAUUAAAAGUCCGGUCCUGAAUUCUUCCGGUGUUUAUUUUUCUAUUUUAUAUUUAAAAUAAAUUCUUACUGAAUAAAAAAAAAUAACUAAUUUAUUUUUGAACGGUGGCUGACCUAUUUCUCGGUUUCUGGAAUUAAUUUUGCUAAUUUUUAAUCUACGUAUUAGGAUGACAAUAUAGUAGUACAUAAUAAUGUUAAUAUAAUUAUCAUAAUUGUUAAUACGCUGUCUAGAUUAUAAGUACAAAAACGAGUUUUUUUUUAUACCCUUUUUUUUGACGCUGAACUGCCCUGGGUACGAUUACGAUAUUAUCUGUGGUAUUUAUUUUCAUCCAAAGAAAUGUCGUCUGCAUUUAUUUGUAGCUUUUUUAAAAAUAAAAUCAUUGUGUAUUAAUUAGAUGCAGUCAUGUGUUUACACGGUAAGCGUUCCGAUGUGUUUAAUCCGUGCGAAGCUUCGCUGCUGUGGCACAGCGUUCAUGAGCUUUGUCGUAGGAAACUAAGGGUAAAAAAAGCAUUGUAAUGUGAAUACUGAAAGUAUUUGGAACUGUUACAAAUUUGUAUUUAAAAAAAAAACAAAAUCGGUGUGCUGUCUAAAAUCAUUUCAAGAACGCAGGAACUUUUUUGACAGCAAUUAAAAAAUGUUGCCACAUUAAAAAAUUAUAUAAGUCGUCGCUUUAACGCGUAUCUCGAUUAAACAUAAACUAGACGAUAUGACGUCUCCAUCUGUAAUUUUUAAGUGUAUACAUUCCUUAUGAUAUUAUAUUCUAUUAUUAGUAUGUAUCAGUGUAUAUGUUGUCGUAAUUUACAUUAAAAUUUUAGUAAAAGUAUUAUGUGAUUAGAUUCUAUGGAACUAUAUGAUGGUUUUGUAGUUUAUAAUGUAUUGAAACGAUAAAUCGGAACUGCGCGUUAUUAAUAUUCAUGUAAAGUUGAUUUUUUAUUACAAUCUGAUAUUUUUUAAGCUGAAACGACCAUUGUUUAACUGUAUUUGUUCCAAGUGCCUUAUGAACAAAUCUAUUCCUACUGACAUUCCAAAUAUAAGACACUCCUUUUUCAAAGUUGCAGAUUAUUGUAUGUGUUUUCUAUGAAUAUAAUCUAUAUAUCUAAGCUUGCGAAACAUAAGUUCUACAUAAUUUUUUUAGAUGGCUUUUUAUUCGGAAUCUUAUUUAGCCUUCAGCUACUAUUUCGUAUUCUCGAACUCGAAAAUUAAGUUUGUCAAUUAAUCAAAAAUUGUCGACAUAAAAAUCGACCUGUCUAAAUUACAAUUAUUCUUUUGUAAUUGUAAAUAACCUCAAUUUUAUCCAAUCAUACAUUCCCUUACCGACUAUUCCUGGUCUAUCCAUUCGUUCUGAUUCGCUUACCAGUUUACAUUUUAUUGUGUUAGACUGGCAUCAAUUCAGAUUUCAAUUUGCAAUGUUUUAACUGAUCUCCAUGAGAUUACAUUAUGCCUCUAAUGAGAUGUGUAGAGCUUAUUAUUUACUAUUUCCGCAACAAUACCAGUUUAUCAAAGAGCUUCUAUCGAAGUUUAAGUACGCAAAAUACUGCUAAACCACAGGGCACUGCAAACAUUGAAUGGGCUGCCAAUUGUUUGUAAAGAAAUAAUUAAAAAUAUUAUAAAUUAGUUUAAAAUCAAAAUUGAAUUUCACAAUAUACAUAUUUAUCUGAAAAUUUUAAUUCGGAUUAGAUAUCAAAAUCCGGUCAAAUAAAAACGAAGCACUAUGCGUCUCAUGAUGUACGUCACAAGGUAUGAAUACUAAAUACAUGAAUAAAAUUAAAAACUAGUACUGUUGCGUUGAUGCGUACAUUUCGAAGGCAUAAAACCCACAUACAUUAUCUUUAACUCACGUACUUAAUAACUCUGUAACGCUUAUUUUCUUUUAUUCUUCAGCAUAUAAUUAUGUGCUAUAUUGUGACGUUCUUUUGAUAAAUACCGAAGAACGAUGUUGAAUAAUCCAACGAAUACAAAUUUGUAAUGAAUUCAUUAUCAACUAUAACAUACUAAGUCCAUAUUUUUUCUGCAUUUUUAAUGAAUAAAAUGACUCCAACAGUUUC
Messenger RNA from Bombyx mori (domestic silkworm), 7547 nucleotides. RefSeq lists its product as uncharacterized. NCBI's taxonomy places the organism in Eukaryota, Metazoa, Arthropoda, Insecta, Lepidoptera, Bombycidae. The record is from RefSeq and is a predicted model, not a curated record. Gene Ontology annotation, biological process: membrane protein ectodomain proteolysis; Notch signaling pathway. Gene Ontology annotation, molecular function: metalloendopeptidase activity. The coding region runs from base 475 to 4716 and encodes 1413 amino acids. Gene Ontology annotation, cellular component: plasma membrane. The transcript has 15 exons.